Molecule: messenger RNA, 603 nt
Organism: Rhizoctonia solani
Lineage: Eukaryota; Fungi; Basidiomycota; Agaricomycetes; Cantharellales; Ceratobasidiaceae
Product: SH3 domain-containing protein
Exons: 6
Coding region: 1-603 (200 amino acids)
Source: RefSeq, a predicted model, not a curated record
AUGCGCGUCGCUGCUCUUUUGCUCGCUAUUCCCUCUGUGCUGGCAUUUGAUUAUGUUGUUGGGGUUGGCAAGGAUGAGACGACUGGUCAGCUCGGAAUGGGCUUUGACCCUAGCUCGGUUCGUCCUCAGGCUGGAGACAAGAUUGUUUUCGAGUUUCGCGCCGGCAGCCACAGUGCUGUAGAAUCAACUUUCAAGGAUCCUUGUAUCCCCAAGCCCGGUGGAUACAACUCUGGUGUCAUCACGGUCGCCGAUGGCACACCUGUUGACUCGAAAGGUCUCCCGACGACCGAAUAUAUAGUCAAGGAUACCAACCCCGUUUGGUUCUUCGAUCAGGCUGGUGGCCUGUGCACCAAGGGUGCGGUCUUCUCCAUUAAUCCCGAGCUCACUCAUGAUGGCCAAAAUGCCGGUCAAUUCCGCGCAAAUGCCGAGGCAUCUGAUCCAACUACUGCUUCGGUCGCACCGACCUCGUCAAGCGCAUCUUCGACCGCUAGCAGUCCUCGACAGGAACUUCGGCAGGAUCCGCCUCCAGCCCCACCACAACCGCGAACCCAAGCACCAACUCGGCUACUAGCAUGGCUAGCUUUUCGAUGGGUGCUGUUCUAG